AAAUUCUGCACUUCAGUUUCCCGGGGAAAAGGCGCGGCCCAAGACCCGUGCGCCCCGGGGCCCCGCGCCCAUCCUUGACCUUGGCCACGGGGGGAGGGGAUGGGCCUGCAGGGCGGCGACCGCCAGAGGGGGCAGCGACUGAGAACUUGCUCAACUCGGCGCCGCCUUCUUCUGCCUCCUCCCCGUCCGCCCCGCCCCGUCCCACCCGGCCCCGCAGCCCCGCGCGUUCGCUGACUCGCAGAGCCCCCGCCGCGCCGCGGGGAUGGGCGCGCUGCUCCGAGCGCUCCUGCUCCCGCUGUUGGCGCAGUGGCUCUUGCGCGCAGCCCCCGCGCUGGCUCCAGCGCCCUUCACGCUACCCCUCCAGGUGGCCGCAGCCACGAGCCGCGGAUCCUCGGCCGUUCCCGGGCUCGGGACCCCUGAGAUGCCCCGUGCAGAUGGCCUGGCGCUAGCGCUGGAGCCCGCCGGGGCUGCCGCCAACUUCUUGGCUAUGGUGGACAACCUGCAGGGGGACUCUGGCCGCGGCUACUACCUGGAGAUGCUGAUCGGGACCCCGCCGCAGAAGCUACAGAUUCUUGUGGACACUGGAAGCAGUAACUUCGCUGUGGCAGGUGCCCCACAUUCCUACAUAGACUCCUACUUUGACUCAGAGAGAUCCAGCACUUAUUACCCCAAGGGCUUUGAUGUCACUGUGAAGUACACACAGGGAAGCUGGACUGGCUUUGUUGGUGAGGACAUUGUCACCAUCCCAAAAGGCUUCAACAGCUCUUUCCUGGUCAAUAUUGCCACUAUUUUUGAGUCCGAGAAUUUCUUUUUGCCUGGAAUUAAAUGGAAUGGAAUUCUCGGACUUGCUUAUGCUGCCCUGGCCAAGCCAUCAAGCUCUCUGGAGACCUUCUUUGAUUCCCUGGUAGCCCAAGCAAAGAUUCCAGACAUUUUCUCCAUGCAGAUGUGUGGGGCUGGAUUGCCAGUAGCCGGAUCUGGUACCAACGGAGGUAGUCUUGUCCUAGGUGGGAUUGAACCAAGUUUGUAUAAAGGAGACAUCUGGUAUACCCCAAUUAAAGAGGAGUGGUACUAUCAGAUAGAGAUCCUGAAAUUGGAAAUCGGAGGCCAGAGCCUCAACCUGGACUGCAGAGAGUAUAAUGCAGACAAGGCCAUUGUGGACAGUGGCACCACGCUCCUGCGCCUGCCCCAGAAGGUGUUUGAUGCAGUGGUGGAAGCUGUGGCACGCACGUCUUUGAUUCCAGAGUUUUCUGAUGGCUUCUGGACAGGGGCCCAGCUGGCAUGCUGGACAAAUUCUGAAACGCCGUGGGCGUAUUUCCCUAAGAUCUCUAUCUACCUGAGAGAUGAGAACUCCAGUCGCUCCUUCCGAAUCACCAUUCUGCCACAGCUCUACAUUCAGCCCAUGAUGGGAGCUGGUCUCAACUAUGAGUGUUACCGUUUUGGUAUCUCCUCUUCCACAAACGCACUGGUGAUUGGUGCCACCGUGAUGGAGGGCUUCUACGUGGUCUUUGACAGAGCUCGGAAAAGGGUGGGCUUUGCAGCGAGUCCCUGUGCAGUUUCCAAGGAUCAGGCAUGGAGACUGGUUGAGCUGACUGGGUCUGGCUCUGAGUCUGAUCAUCACCUGCAGCCAUCCGACAUCUGCAGAUGCUGCUUCCAAGUUCACUCCUGUGGUUGUUGGCAAGAGUCCCUGCUCAUUGCCACAAGGGCAUCACCACAACUUACCUGAGUGUCCUCAGAAUAGCACCUGGUCCUCUCUUAAUGAGUUAUCCACGAGAGGGUACUACAAAACCCUUAAGACAUAAGCUGAAGACUUUCUGUAGCUCAGUUUCAGUGGUAGUGCUACUGUUUAUGACAUGUUUUGUUGGUUCUGCAGUGUGGAGGAGGAGACUACAUGGGUUAAAUAUCAGGAAAUGGAUCUCAAAUAGAAAAGCAUCUUAUCCUGAAUUCUGUCUAUCGUAGAAUUGGUGGUGAUUCAUUGUCAAUUUGACACAACCUACAAUCACCAGCGAAGAGAACAUAUAGCAAGAGAUUCUCUAGGUCAGGUUUUCCUGUGGGAGAUUGUCUUGAUUACAUUAAUUCAGGUGGGAAGGCAUUGUGGGUGGUACUAUUCCCUUGGUUUCAGUCCUGGACUGUGUUAAGUGUAGAAAGAGGUUACAUACAAAUAGACAUGCAUGAAUUCAUUCUCUUUCUGCUCUUGACUGUGGACAUGAUAUGACCAGGUGCUUCAAGUCUCUGUCUCAACUCCCUAAAAUAAUGGACUGUGACCGUAAACAGUGGCAGAAGAAACCCUUGCUCCAUGAAGUUCUGUCAGGAUAUUUUGUCACAGCAACAGAAGUAAAACCAAGACAGGCGUGUGGCAAAACAUACUUUCCUUAGUUAACUGACUUUAUUUUCAAUUUAUAUUACUGUUGUGGAACUGUGUGUGUUCCUUGUCAACUUGAUCUCUUUGCUAAAUAAUGUAUGUUCUAAAUGUUCUGUGUUAAUACUUUCUUUAACUGCUACAUCAUACCACAUUGUCUGAGUAUACUACCCAGGUUAUCUAAUAAACCUUUUAGAGACAAAGCACAAAAUUUAAAAGCAAUUACUGCUCUAUCAGAGGACUGGAGUUUGGUUCCUAUAUAGGAUGACUCACAGUUAACUGUAACUUCAGCUUUGGAGGCUCUGAUGCCCUCUUCUGGCUUUCACAGUUGUCUGUAUAUACACACAUAUACAGAUAUACACACACACACACACACACACACACACACACACCAGUGUGUAGUGCUCGUGUGCACCUGCAUACACAUGAACAUAAACCCACACACAUGCACAUACACAAAAAAAAAAAUAGCAUAUCACUGAACGAUUGCAUAAUUUUAUUAAACUGCCAUCUUCAUCCAAGUAUGCAAACCCAGAAGGGAAGUGAGUGAACAGCUUCUUGCACAGCUGUGUUCUCUUUUCUAUAAACAGUUUCCCUGAUAAAAGUCUCAAAAGGUGAUUAUUGUCUAAAAUGCUGUGAUUCAUGUCUCAGUUGUAAGUUUUUUAAACUUUGCCUGUGGUGCAUUUUAACAUAAAAAAUACUUUUUGGGUUUUUUAAGUCUCUGUUUAGUAUUCAUGAGAACUUCAGGGUCUCUACCCCUGACUGUGGCAAUUCAGAGUCCAGCCAGGCUUGGUGAAGGUGGAAAUCUGAGGAUUCCAAUUCUCACAGAAGAAUCCUCCUUUUGUUCCCAGCCCUUCCUCAGACCACAGGCAGCCAGGCUCCCUUGAUGGUAAAGUUUUGGAUUCUUCACUGAUAAGCCAGUCUUUCAUAGGCAUUGUGGCUCUAGCACCUACUUCCUUGGUGUUUGAGUUCAAGUUUCUUGCAGUGUGACUUUCCAGGGGAGAUGUAAAAAUGUCUAUGCCAAAUAGAGAGGGAAUAGACAGACCAAAGACAGCUCCCAUCAAGUCCACCAUGGUACAUUAAUGAGUUUAUUGGUGUCACUCACAGAAGCAUGGACAACCCAUGGGAGCAGCACUGUUGACGAGCUAAUGUGGAUGGGGAAAAUCCCACCAAGCCACAGCCCUGGAUGAAGAGUUACAGGAGAUUACUGGCUGCUGAGAGAGGGAGAAUCCAUCUUCUCUAGAGAUGAGCCCCCUGAUUGGUUAUCCACUCCCAGGUGGUCAGCCCUGAUACAUAUGAACAACACUAAGUGAACUCAGCAAGUUGUGCUCAUAUAUUUAUUCAUUUAUGUAUGCGUGUAACUGAUAGUUUUUUAAAAAGAGGCCAUGAAUCUGAGAGAAGCAGUAUGGGGAGUCCAGCAUGGGAGGUAUUGAAAGGAAGAGGGGGAGGGGUUGAUAUAAAUCAAAAAGGGAAAAAGAAAAGCCCCAACCCUAGUUGGUCUUUUACCUUGUAUAUAAUGUAUACAUAUAUCAUAGCAUAGCAUAUCAUAUCAUAUCAUAUUAUAUUAUAUAUCA
Peromyscus californicus insignis is the source of this 3930-nucleotide messenger RNA. RefSeq names its product beta-secretase 2 (gene Bace2). NCBI's taxonomy places the organism in Eukaryota, Metazoa, Chordata, Mammalia, Rodentia, Cricetidae. Gene Ontology annotation, cellular component: membrane; trans-Golgi network; endosome. Gene Ontology annotation, molecular function: aspartic-type endopeptidase activity. Gene Ontology annotation, biological process: membrane protein ectodomain proteolysis; amyloid-beta metabolic process. The record is from RefSeq and is a predicted model, not a curated record. Bases 263 to 1723 code for a protein of 486 amino acids. The transcript has 9 exons.